AUGUCUCAUCCAUCUCCACCUUCUUAUGAUGUGGCUGCUUCUUCGCAUCGAAAUUCGACUCGUCUCUCGACCACUUUGACACCUCAAGACCUCAAACCAUCGGCGGUCAAUAACAUGGCGAUGCCUCCUCCACUGAGUCAAUCACCACCUUACACACCUCCUUCGAUCUUGACCAGUGGCAUGCCAACUGCCAUUGAAAUGGUUUCCAUGCCAGUGGGUCAAUCCGUUGGAAUAGCCACAAGUCCAUCCCUUAGUCCAAUAAGUUCCGGUGGAGGUGUUCCCGUAACUGGUCCACCACGAGGUUCUCAAUGUCAAAUUCAAGCUCACCCUCUUCUGAAUAGAAAUUCUGUUGCAAUUCCAACCUCAUCGUCACCUCCAUCGAAUAAUCGACAUUCAUGGCAAAUUGCAGGGGACAUUUUGGAGCCUUUGAGAACACACUCACCUCAAGAGGAUAUCAGAAGUCAUUUAUCAAAUCGAAAUUCAGUCCAUGUUCCAUCUCCAUCUCUUGUUGAAGCAAAAGUGAGACCACCUUCCUAUUCGCAAUCCAAGUUCGACGAAACCUCUACAACAGCCACACAAAACAUAUUACAAGCAUCUAUCUCUUCAAGCGAUCGAAAUCAGUCCAUUGUUGAGAGUGACAUUAAAACAGACUUCUCUCCACCUCCUGCCGUGACACCUAUUCCUAAUUUUCAUCACCAUUUUGUCAAUUCUCCAGUGGGAACAGGCAGAGACGCAAUGAAUAUUAAUAACUUGAACUCGGAACAAAUUCCAGACAAACUCGCCUCUAGUACUCCAAGAAAAAUUCAAGAAAAAUCAACCUUAUCAAAAACAAUUUGGGGAUGUUGUGGAUUUUUCUGCAUUUGUCCAAUGCUUUGCUUUUUAUGUUUCUUUUCCAUCAUUGAACUGAUUGCAAUUAUUGUAUUUCAGUACAUUUCAACACAUAAUUUGGAUCCAACUUCAACAUCGGAAGAUUCUUCCAUAUUUUCAAUGGUUCUGGUUGCUCAGAUUGCAACAUUUGCUGCUGUGAUCAUGUGUUGUGUGGUUUCGUCUUUGAUGGCCACAUCCGCCAUGUGUGACAAUACCUUGUCCAAAGUGGAAACUAAGAAUCGAUUCAUAGUUGCAAUGAUUACCUUAAUUAUUGGAUUAAUUUUUAUCAUGUUACUAAUGCUGCGAGGUGGACUCGAAGGUUAUACCACAAAAGUUUUGUUUGAAAGAAUCAUGCCCGGAUUAUCCAGUAAUUUCAUGAACUCACUGACUACUCAAUUCAAUUUUAUUCCUUCAGCGAUUGUGGUACUCAUGUUUUUCCUGUGCAUUUUGACUGUACUCAUUUGUGGAGCCAUUGGAUUUUGUUGUGUGUGUUGGUUCUGUUGUUGUUCGACCAAUUUGUUUGUCAAGCAAUUGAAACGAGCCAAGAAACAAAAGAUGGCCACUCCUUAA
Naegleria fowleri is the source of this 1437-nucleotide messenger RNA. RefSeq lists its product as uncharacterized. The transcript is spliced from 2 exons. Bases 1 to 1437 code for a protein of 478 amino acids. The record is from RefSeq and is a predicted model, not a curated record. NCBI's taxonomy places the organism in Eukaryota, Heterolobosea, Eutetramitea, Acrasida, Naegleriidae.